AUGGGUUGCUGUUUAUCCACACCCAAAACCCAAAACCAAAACACCCAAACCACUCACAAAAACCAACAUCAUCAACCACCACCUCCACAACCGCCGCCGCCGCCAUCACCGCCACCACCACCCUUUGAAGAAGAAUCUGUGAAAGAGGUUCUGUCAGAGACCCCAAUUCCCAAACCACCCCAAGAUCCAAUUUUGACGCCAGAAACAAAAACCCUUUCGCCUCUCCUUCAAAACCCACUUCCCAUUUUUGAAACCAAGCUCCCCAUCGAAGAACACUCCGAGCCUGUUUCUCAGCACUCGGAAACAUGCAGUAUGAGCGAGAGCUUCUCCGCCGCCACAACCACCACCACGGCCACCGUUACGACUACAACGGUCACCGAGGUGAGAGAAGAAGACGAAGCAACCAGCAAAGUCCACAAGUGGGAUCGGUCUCCGUCCAGGAAGAGACCCCACGCCCCAGAUGGCAACUUCGCCGGCGGGAGAGACCGUAGGCUCAAGUCUCCGGCUAGGAAGUCGGAGCCGUCGCCGGAGAAGAAAAUCAAAGGCGGUUCCAGGCCAAUUCGGGGAAGGGAAACGAGGGAGCCCGUCACGGCGGCAAAUCGGAGGCGAAAUACCGGCGCCGCUGCCAUCCGGCGGGACUCCGGUGAAGGUUCAGGUCGGAGGUCGAGGUCGCCGGCACGUGCUAUGACGGGGAAGGUGAAUGCAGGCGGUAGCCGGAAAGAGGUUGCGCCACCGAGUGUGGCUGAGAAGAAAGAGACUGCGCCGGAGAUUGCGGUGGGGAAAGAGAAUGAGAAGGAAAAGAAAGGCGAGAGUGAAGAAGGUGGGGAGAAAAACGACGUCGUGUCGCCGGAAGAGUGCCUCGAGAACCCGCACGUAUCGAUGGAGUGCUUUAUUUUUCUGUAG
This is a messenger RNA of Vigna unguiculata (cowpea), 903 nucleotides long. RefSeq lists its product as uncharacterized. The record is from RefSeq and is a predicted model, not a curated record. NCBI's taxonomy places the organism in Eukaryota, Viridiplantae, Streptophyta, Magnoliopsida, Fabales, Fabaceae.